CAAUCAAAACACGGAGGAGUGAUUAGAGCUCUGAACGGGGCCGAAAUUUGCUGAUAAGAAGACCCCAGAGCAACCAGUCCAGCAGUCCAGAAUGUGCAUGUGAAUAUCAAGUGAAAUUAGCUCCCAAGUUCCUCUCUGUCUCGAAGCCCAAAGGCAGAAUGGAAUAAAACAGGCUGCUAGCUCUAGGUUAGGGCUCGCUUUAGUCCAAAGGAGCGGGUUCAAUCGCAAUUAGCGUCACCUUUCCCAACCAUAAACUUGCGUAAGGUUGACUAACUGAGGUAAGUGGUUCUGCUCCUUUUUUUGUUGACUCGUGAGAUGAGCAAGUAGGACUGAAGAAGCGAAGAAAAAAAGUAGUGUAUUGGGGAAGUCAGGGCACACUUUCAAAAACAGAGGCAUCGGAACAGGCGCCAUGAUGUCAGCCUGCCGAAUGCGUCUCGCGCUGCCAUUGCGGCGCGCGUUUUCUUUUUCUUCCCAGACAGCAAAUGCUCACAAGCCAUGGCGCCCAUCAUCAUUACCCUCAUCGACUCGGGGGUCUCAGUGCGUCUCGACUCCUCGGCGACUCGCGCUCGACCUCUACACGGGCUCAUCCAGGACCUCCCCGCGCGCACUGGUCGCCUACCACACCAGUACCAAACUCCUCUCGACGGCAACGACUGACCCUUCCGAUCCCAUCCCCGGCCCGGAAUACACGCCUCCGCAGACCGGCCUCCUCUCCCUCCUCCCGCGCUCGUGGGUCCCCUACGCCGAGCUCAUCCGCCUCGACAAGCCGACGGGGUCCUACUACCUCUUCUUCCCCUGCGUCUUCUCGACCCUCCUCGCGGCCCCGCUCGCGGCGCCCGUGACGCCGCCGCCGACGGUGCUCGGCACGUCCCUCCUCUUCCUGGCCGGCGCCGUCGUGAUGCGCGGCGCGGGCUGCACCAUCAACGACCUCUGGGACCGAAACCUGGACCCGCACGUGGCGCGCACGCGGCUGCGCCCGAUCGCGCGGGGCGCCGUCACGCCCUUCCGGGGCCUCGUCUUCACCGGCGCGCAGCUGCUCGCGGGGCUCGCCAUCCUGCUGCAGUUCCCGCCCGCGUGCUUCUUCUACGCCACGCCCAGCCUGCUCCUCGUCGCCACCUACCCGCUGGCCAAGCGCGUCACGUACUACCCGCAGUUCGUCCUCGGCCUGACCUUCUCCUGGGGCGCCAUCAUGGGCUUCCCCGCCCUGGGCGUCGACCUGCUGCACAACGGGGCGGCGCAGGCGGCGGCCGCGCUGCUGUACUCGUCCAACGUCGCGUGGACGGUGCUGUACGACAUGAUCUAUGCGCACAUGGAUAUCAAGGACGACGCCAAGGCGGGCAUCAAGAGCAUCGCGCUCAAGCAUGACAAGGAGACGAAGCAGGUGCUUACGGGCCUGGCGCUCACGCAGGUUGCCUUGCUGGCCGGCGCGGGCAUCGCGGCGGGCGCCGGUCCGGCCUUCUUCGUCGGGAGCUGCGGAGGCGCCCUGGUUACGCUCGGCGUCAUGAUCAAGAGGGUCAACCUCAAGAGCGUCAAGGACUGCUGGUGGUGGUUCGUCAACGGCUGCUGGAUCACGGGCGGCGUCAUCACCCUGGGACUGGCGGCCGAUUACCUUGUACGAUAUGCUGAGAGCGACGGUGAGGAGUUGGCGUGAUUGUAUUGGGGGCCUGUUCGAUGGGGCCUGUCUGGUAGAUCCUCAUGUACCAUAAACUUUGUUUAGAAGAUAAAUCCAGCGCCACGACCCGCGCUGAACACCCAGCAUUACAUGACGCCGUUGCCAAACAUGCAAGCAUCUGCUGUUUCGGCUUGAUGAUCUCUUAUUUUCGGACCAUGUCUACCGUAAGUGCCCAGAUUCCCCAACCUGGUGGAAUGCCAAUGUAAGAAUGCCUCGCAGACUCCUCAUGCCGAACUGACGCCAUUUUUUUCGUGCGCUCCGCAUUUAUGACCUGGGCUUCUCCUUCUUCUCCUUCCAGAGAGCGAGCAGACCGACACCAGAGACCUUGACAA
Messenger RNA from Thermothelomyces thermophilus ATCC 42464, 2004 nucleotides. RefSeq lists its product as uncharacterized. Gene Ontology annotation, molecular function: 4-hydroxybenzoate polyprenyltransferase activity. Lineage: Eukaryota; Fungi; Ascomycota; Sordariomycetes; Sordariales; Chaetomiaceae. Gene Ontology annotation, biological process: ubiquinone biosynthetic process. The transcript has a single exon. The coding region runs from base 413 to 1651 and encodes 412 amino acids. Gene Ontology annotation, cellular component: mitochondrial inner membrane. The record is from RefSeq and is a predicted model, not a curated record.